AGCAGUGCAGGUGAGAGGGGAGGGGAAAAAAGGAGGAGGAGGAAGGAGGAGGCGCGUUCGCUGCUGGAGUGAAUGCGGGACUCCUAGAGCAAAAAGACGCAUCUACUCUCAGUCCAUGCUCCCAUCCUCCUCCAGAUCCGGACCGCGCGGGGAUUUUUACUCCAAAACUGAUCAAACCACGAGGACAGGCUCCACUUUUUCUCCUCCACGAGAGCAGAUUUAAGGAGAAACUUGCUCCGAGAGCCACUCUCACAACUUGCGUAAAGGAAUCUGGCUGCUUGGCACGUUGCUCCAAUGCGGGGAAAGGAGGCAGCUGGGCGAGGAGUACUGGUGCAUUGCAGUUUCUAAGUGGGGGGAAAAGAGAACAGCCACUGACUGUCCCACGUGUGACUGGAAUGAAGAGAACUUACAAAUGAUGAACUGAUCGGAAGAAAACAGCAGGAGUGGAGAUGAAUCAAAAGGCUGAUGAUGGAGGGAUGUGUUAUUAAAACAAAAUGUGUUUUUAUGACUUGGUUAGGCUAAAGCGGGAUUCUUUCUUUAGAAGCUAAUAAGUGUAGGAGGAGAAUUUAAAACAGAGGACCUGCUGAAGUGAACAACAGAGAGCGCAGGAGCUUUCCCUCGGACCUGAGUCCACAGAGAGCCAUCGAGAAGGUAUCAGGCAGGAUAAAUCAAACACCCACUCUGCGUGCUCUGCACCAGGCCACUAAACACCAAUAAACAAGAGGCACAACUGGGGGGCGUGGAGGGCAGCCAGAGACAGACCAGAGAGAGGGCAACAGAAGGGAGCCAGCCAUGCCGAGGCUUCUUGGUGCAGUGCACUCCUCCAGCCUCCUGGUCCCCUUCAUCCUCCUCCUCCCCCUGCUGCAGCUGCUGACUCAGCUACCAGGCGCAGACUCGGCUCUCCGGUACCGAGUGGCAGAGGAGGGACCCCCGGAUGUGAAAAUCGGCAAUGUGGCCACGGACCUGGGCCUCACGGCAGGCACGGGCAGCGGGGACGUCACCUUCGCCCUGGAGAGUGGCUCAGAGUACUUCAAGAUUGACAACGUGACGGGGGAGCUGACCACAGGCCCACGGCGCAUCGACAGGGAGAAGCUGCCUCAGUGCCAGAUGAUCUUUGACGAGAACGAGUGCUUCCUGGACUUUGAAGUGUCAGUGAUUGGACCCCUGCAGAGUUGGGUGGACCUGUUCGAGGGCCGCGUUGUCAUCACAGACAUCAAUGACAACACGCCCUCCUUCCCCUCACCUGUCCUGCAGUUGUCAGUUGAGGAGAACCGUCCAAUAGGAACUCUGUACCUGCUCCCCACUGCCACUGACAGGGACUUUGGAAGGAAUGGCAUUGACCGCUACGAGCUCAUCCAGGAAAAUAAUGGAGUUGGGUCAAGUUCAACAAGACGCACAGCAGGAGGAAACCCCAUUACCAGAGUGGAUGGACUUGACCGGAGGGGCAGAAGUGGAGAUAAUGGAGGAGGAGCCAGCAGGAGCAGUGUGUUUGAGCUGCAAGUGGCAGAUAUACCAGAUGGUGAGAAGCAGCCACAGCUUAUUGUGAAAGGAACGCUGGACAGGGAGCAGAAAGACUCAUAUGAGCUGGUCCUCAGGGUUCGAGAUGGGGGAAGCCCUCCACGCUCCUCCCAAGCUCUGCUUCGUGUGUCCAUUACUGAUGUGAAUGACAACAGUCCACAGUUUGAAAGGUCAACGUAUGAGGCUGAAAUGACAGAGAAUGCUCCUCCGGGUACCCCUGUCCUUCAGGUCAGAGCCUCAGAUUGGGACAUUGGAGUCAAUGGGCAGGUGGAAUAUGUCUUUGGAGCUGCCACUGAGAAUGUCAGGCGACUCCUGCGGCUCGAUGAAGCAACUGGUUGGCUAAGUGUUCUUCACAGGAUUGACAGGGAAGAAGUGGCCCAGCUGAAGUUCACAGUGAUGGCUAGAGACCGGGGUCAGCCUCCCCGCACUGACCGCACCACAGUGGUUCUGGCUGUCCGGGACGAGAAUGACAACGUCCCAGUCGUAGAGAUCAGAAAGAUUGGACGGAUCCUGGUUCGAGAUGGGGCAGCAUUGGUGCCGGAAAAUGUUCUGGUGGACACACCUGUGGCUCUGGUUCAGGUGUCGGACAGAGACCAGGGAGAGAACGGAGCAGUGACUUGCACAGUUGUAGGAGAUGUUCCAUUCACCCUGAAGCCAGCAGGGGAAACAGUACUCCCACCCCUACCAGCAGACGAAGCCUUCGACAGGAACAAGAAAAAAUACUUCUUGCAUACCUCAGCCUUGCUGGACUAUGAAGCCACAAAAGAGUACAGUGUAACAAUUGUGGCGGUAGAUUCUGGCAGCCCCAGUUUAUCCAGCAAUAGCUCACUGAUGGUUCGAGUGGUCGACAUCAACGACCAUGCUCCAACCUUUGCCCAGAGCACCGUAGAGGUCCACUUUGCUGAGAACAACUCACCUGGUGAAAGGGUGGUCACUGUUGUAGCCACAGAUGCAGACAGUGGCAAGAAUGCAGAAAUAGCAUACUCCCUGGACCCUGCGUCUAAUGGACCUUUUUACAUCGAUGCAGACAAUGGAGAUAUCCGUGCUACUGGGGUUCUGGAUCGUGAACUGCAAGAGCGAUAUGAGCUAAGGGUUAUUGCGAAGGAUAAAGGCACGCCAUCCUUGCAAGGUUCUGAAACUGUUGUUGUCCAGGUGACCGACCGCAACGACAAUGCACCCAAGUUUGUUCAAGAGAUCUUCACUUUCUAUGUCAAGGAGAACCUCCUCGCCAACAGUCCAGUUGGGAUGGUAACAGUCACGGAUGCUGACGAAGGCGAGAACGCAGAUUUUAGCCUGUUUGUAGAGGUAGAUGAAGCGGACACAAAAACCACAGGGGAGGAGGGAGUAGAUGGAGAGAAACAGCGGGAAGAUGUGUUCUCAAUUGAGAACAACACUGGAACAAUUUUUUCUUCUGCGUCAUUUGACCGUGAAAAACUUUCAUCCUACACUUUCCGUGUGCGGGCUGUGGAUGGAGGGGAGCCCCGCAAAACUGCCACGGCCACCGUCUCACUUUUUGUGACAGACGAAAACGACAAUGCUCCUUCUAUCACCUCUCCUGCCAAUGAAUCCUACACCCUUUUACCACCUGCAAGUAGUGCUCGCACUAUUGUCAGGACCGUAACAGCCAUAGACUCAGACACGGGGCCAAAUGCUGAUCUUCGCUAUGCUCUAGUUGGGGGAAAUCCCUUCAGACUGUUUGAGAUUGGCCACACAAAUGGAGUUAUCACCCUGGCAGAGCCUCUGGAGCGGCGCCACAGAGGUCUGCAUCGCCUGGUUGUUCGAGUCAAUGAUAGUGGCAUCCCUUCACUCUGUGCCACAGCUCUGGUUCAUGUCUUCAUUAAUGAGAGCUUGGCUAAUGCCACACUAGUCGAUGCACAGGUGGCCCGAAGCCUGAUGGCACCACUGUCGCUGGACAUUGCCGGGGAUCCAGACAGUGAGCGAGCCCUGGGAAAACAGCGUCUCAGUGUUGCCAUCGGUGUCCUGGCAGGUGCCGCAGCCGUCAUUCUGGUUAUUCUUCUGGUGGUCACGGCUCGACAGUGCGGCACUCAGGGGAAGAACGGUUACGAAGCUGGUAAGAAAGAGCCAGAGGAAGACUUCUUCAGUCCCUCAGGAGCUCAGCCCCAGGCCAGUCGAGGUGGGGGAUCAGACCGUGGACGUAAACCUCGACGGGACAAACGCACCGGAGGCGGAGGUACCAUCGGAGGAGGAGGGAAGUCGGACAGAUCUCUUUACAGUGGCAUUGUCACAGUCAACGGCCUGCGUCGCCAUGGCAAUGACGAUGAUGAAGAGGAACUGAGCAGCGCUAGUGAGCGCCUGGCAGCCCGCUACUGUGCUGUGGACGGUGACCCCAGCAGCCCGCGGAUGGGUGGCGGCAGGAGACACCAGUCGAGCCCCGAUCUGGCCAGGCACUACAAAUCCAGCUCACCCCUCCCUGCAGUAAAUCUACAGCCACACUCACCCCCGGCAGAGGGAAAGAAGCACCAGGCAGUCCAGGAGCUGCCUCCCUCCAACACAUUUGUGGGUAGCAGUGGGUGUGUAGGGAGUGCCGGCUCCAGCAGCAGCAGCACAGGGGGCAGUGGCAACGCAGAUGCCAUGUCCCUGGGCUCUGACCAGUGCUCAGAUUAUAGCUGCCAGGCGGGGAACAAAUACAGCAAACAGGGGACCCUUCGCCGGGUGACCUUCUCGGUUGUGAGCCAACCCCAGGACGGCGGUUGCUAUGACAGCGGCCUGGAAGAUUCAGAGACACCGAGCAGCAGGAGUUCAUCUGGGCCACGACUUGGAGCGCUGCCACUUCCCGAAGAAGGUUACGAGCGAACCACGCCAGAGGGCAGCGUGGGCGAAGAGGAGCACGUAGAGAACGAUGCCAGACAGCUGCCAGAUGUGGCUCUGACAGGAAAGUGCACCCGGGAGUGUGAUGAGUUCGGCCAUUCGGACACGUGCUGGAUGCCUGUCCGUGCCUCACCACGGCAGCGGCAGCGCCAUGGCAGCGACCCUCCCCGACUCUCGACCUUUGCCCCGGGAGAUGACAACAACAAUCUCCGCGGUAACGACCGUGAAAGCGACAGUGAGAGUGCCGGCAGUGCGGGGAGCUCCGAACCAGGAGUGGUGGUGAGCGCAGAAGGUCAGAGGUUGCCUUUAGUCAACGGUGACCCUCUCAGCACCCUGGGUCGAGGAGACCGCAACAGGAACAUGGGUGAUCACAACCGCAACCUUCUAAACCGUAAAAUGACUUCCGCCUCCUACGACACAUUUAGCGGCGCGAGCCUCGGGCGGCGCCAGCCGGAGGAGGCAGGAGGAGAAGGCCAGAACCCACCUGAGGUCAUACCGUUGGCACGAACGGGAGGGGACUACAAGACAACGUCCUGUCUCACACUGUCACGCCGUGAGGUCUACCUGUGACGGCCUCUCGGUGGAGCAAUCCACCACCGCCAUCAUGUUGAUCAUCUCCUCUGUUUGUUGGAAAAAGCUACUUUACCAGCAAGUCAUGAGUGUGGUGGAGCCUUUAGCCCGUGACGAUGUGUAAUUGUCAAAAGAAAUGCUUUCACAAAGCUUUCAUCAAACUUUAAGACUAAUACUUAUAGGUACUUAAACUUAAGAAGUCACCAUUCAGCUUGUUGGAGCACUUUGACUGAAAGUACUUUCUGAAAACUGUUUUGUAACCACGACUGAAAGCUACCUUCAAGCAGAGACAGUGUGUCCACAUGGAGGAGAACAAUCUUUUCUUCGUUUUUAUUCAGAUCUAAUGCAUGCCUGAACCUUUGACCAUAGAGCUAUUUAUGAAGAAGACUGUGUGCGUUCUGAGGCUCUGGGUACAUCUAAAAAAUAAAAAUAAAAAAAAGAAAUGAAGCCGGUACAGGAUUUCUCUGAAGCAUCUGCAAAGAAAAGACUGCUGAGAUUUCAUCCUGUCGAAAAAAAACGACAAAAAAAAGAAAAACAAAAGUGGCGCGGCAAGUCAGUUUGGAUCUAAUUCAAACUUUCUAAUCGACUGUCUCAUAACAAAGGUGAGGAAUAUUAACCACCUCAGUGAGAAACCUUUAUAAUUAACAAAGUGUUAAGCAUAUAAAUCUAAAUUGGACAAAACAGUGUUAAUAGGAUAUUUAUGAUACAAGGUUGUCAUCGAGGGUCGCCUGUGCCAGAGGAUUCAACCUUAUGUGAAAAUGUUUGUUUCUAAUUUUCCCUUUACAUCCAGUUUGUAUGUACAUAUCACGUGUGUCUUUGCAUUGUUCUGCUGCUUUCUGCCGUUUCAGAGUUCAUUACACAUCUGUUACAUCCUCAUCUGCUAGGAACAAGCUGUCAAUCACAUACGAGCAUGCAAAAAACUUAUCGUGUGCACACACCAACAGUCAGCUUGUGACAUGAAUCGGUGGAUGGGUGAUAAAAAGAUCAUUAGAACCUGCUGUUACUUUCACAUGGGGAAGAUCAUGAACUCAUAUAAACACGUUAACAAUUAAUCUAAAACAAAAGCACCUGUACGGGUGCUCGGUUCAUCAGCGUGUGCUUUUUUUCCUCCCCGUCAAUGUGUUGCCUCAUUGAAGUAGCUGUAGCAUUUUGCCUGCUCUACCCUCAGCCAGUAUUUUAAACGUGAACCAUAUUUAAAUGAUAACCCAUCCUCUCCGACUGAUUGACUGAUCGAUGCGUGAGACGACAUUAAAGAGUCUCAUGCUCUGUAAGAAUUAAUAGAAACUGUUGGAGAAAUAAAUAUCCUGCAUACUGUAAGUAU
This is a messenger RNA of Nematolebias whitei (Rio pearlfish), 6238 nucleotides long. It is a transcript of the gene pcdh7a, whose product is annotated as protocadherin 7a. Gene Ontology annotation, cellular component: plasma membrane. Gene Ontology annotation, molecular function: calcium ion binding. NCBI's taxonomy places the organism in Eukaryota, Metazoa, Chordata, Actinopteri, Cyprinodontiformes, Rivulidae. The transcript has 6 exons. Gene Ontology annotation, biological process: homophilic cell-cell adhesion. The coding region runs from base 793 to 4917 and encodes 1374 amino acids. The record is from RefSeq and is a predicted model, not a curated record.